This is a messenger RNA of Kazachstania africana CBS 2517, 1191 nucleotides long. It is a transcript of the gene MTF2, whose product is annotated as Mtf2p. The coding region runs from base 1 to 1191 and encodes 396 amino acids. The transcript has a single exon. Lineage: Eukaryota; Fungi; Ascomycota; Saccharomycetes; Saccharomycetales; Saccharomycetaceae. The record is from RefSeq and is a predicted model, not a curated record. Gene Ontology annotation, cellular component: mitochondrion.
AUGCUGAAACGUUAUGUUUUUAAAGGUACUCUAGGGUACCGGAAGUUGUCAUACAGAUACCCGCCAUGUAAAGAAGCUAAACAAGAAAGAGAAACUGAUAUAAUAAGCAGCAAGAACGAUGAUAAUAAUGCUGAAAGUACAAGCAUACAAGAAAAAGUGAUUUUUGGUAGUAUAUUCGAGAGAAUGCAAAAGAAAGAGGAAAUAAUGAAUCGCAAUAUGAGUAAACUGCUCUCGAGCAAGAAAAGGGGAAAUGAAUUGAAAAUUACCUUUGGUAACGAUAUAAAUCCAUCUGACUUGAAUUUGGUGAAAUUUUUGAAAGGUGAAGCUGAUAAGCAGAGAGAAGAGAAGGGAAAUAUAAUGUACAAUCUUUUUGUUAACCUUGAAGAGACAUUACGCAAGAAUAAGAAAAACACUUUAGCCAAAUCAGAUAUACUAGGGAUGAAUAUUGAUACGAAGGUCCAGAAACCCAGCUUAGAGAUUGACUUCGAUAGAUUAGAAUCCGAAGAGAGACAUAAAGCUGCAUUGAAUAAUGUUAUGAAACCGUACAUCAACCAGUUAUCUACAGAAAUCAAUAAUGAUUUUGAUAUCUUAGAGAAAAUAAAAGAUUUAAUGACACUUUUCUUACACAGAGACAGAAAACAAGAUUUGCUCCUUAGAAAAUCCCCAAUUGAAAUUAUAGCGCAUAUCCAAAAACAUUGUAGCAAUACUCUCAGACAGUUGCCAGAACCUUAUGCUGUAACUUUACCCUAUACCGUUGUAAAAUUAUUAUCAGACCCCCAAUUUGAGAUUCCAUCCGAUAGAAAAUAUACCAUCUUAAUGUACGUAUACCAAGAAUGCAAGGCAAAUGUAGAUCUGUCACUAUAUUUAAAUCUUUGCACCAUUGAUUUUUAUAACUUAUUAUUACAAUUAACAUGGGAAAAUUUCAACGAAAUUUACAGGUUAAGAGAAAUUACUAAUGAAAUGGAGAUAAACGGUAUUACAGGCGAUAUAUAUACGGUAGAAUUGCUUGAUAAGAUUGUUAAUGAUCUAAGGACAAUGAAUGACAAUGUCUUAGAUGAAGAGGAUUUGGAUAAAAUGAAGAAAAAUGCCUUGACCAUCGGAGUCGUUUGGUCCAAGGAAACAGAGACUGAUCUUCAUUUGAUCGAGAAUUAUGUGAAAAAUUUGAAAAAAGCUCUGACGGCCUCAAACUGA